AGACAGCAAAAAUGUGGUUAUGGGUAAAUCAAUUUUUGAAAAAGCAUCCUGAAAACGUGAUUUUUUUAGGUAUUUUAAUUCUAUGAUUUGUUGAAAAUUCAAUUCAUUUGAUAAUAGGUGUUUUUCUAUUAUUAUUUAAUGAUGGCAGUCCAUCUAACCCCAGAGAAUAUUCAGUUCUCCCUUUUCACUGCUGAUGAAAUGAAGAAAAUGUGUGUUACAAAAAUCAUUACACCACUCAUGUUGGAUGCACUAGGUCAUCCUUUACCAGGUGGACUUUAUGACAACAGAUUAGGACCAAUAUCUGAUAAGGGUGAUUUAUGCAGCACAUGUCAUAAGACUAUGACCAACUGCCCUGGGCAUUUUGGAUACAUUGAACUUCCCUUGCCCAUUGUUAAUCCUUUGUUCCAUAAAAUUAUAGGGACAAUUAUAAAAAUUUCUUGUUUAUCAUGUUUCCACAUACAAAUACCAGUUCAUGUUAAGAAAAUAUUAACAAUACAGAUCAAAUUACUGAAUUGUGGAUUAGUCUCAACAGCUAUGGAAGUUGAAUCCAAAAGGACUGAGUUGUUACUAAAAUAUGGGGAAAAUGGAAAUAUUCCUGAAAGUACUGAAGGUAUUGCUGCAUAUGAAGAAUUGGCAGACCAGACCUUUGAAAAACUGGGGAGAAAAUGUGCUUUGAGUCAGAACACAGAAACUCUGAGAAAUCAUUUCAUUAAUCAGAUGUUGAGAGAAGUGAAGACUAGACAAGUGUGUAUGUUCUGUCAGAGAAACAUGGACAAAAUUCAGGCUCUGAAGAAUAAAAUAAUUUCAAUAUCUAGAAUUGCAGAUAUCAAAAAAUCGAAGAGACUUGCAAACACUCAACAAAUAAAAGGGAUACAGUCAAAAUAUAUCAAUCCAGAGGAGUCCAGAAGAUAUAUGAGGAAUAUAUGGAAGGAAGAGAAGUAUUUUUUAAGGCAAUUAGUAUCUGUUUUGGCAGAAAUUGACAUUGAAAAUCCUACCGACGCUUUCUUUUUCGAAGUUAUACCAGUAACUCCACCAAACCUUAGACCUGUGAAUAUAGUCAAUGAUAGGGUCUUAGAGAACAAACAAUCACAAACUUAUAAGACCAUUCUACAGAAUGUCAUUUUGCUGAGAGCUAUAAUACAGGUGGUUCAGAAGAAAGGGGAUGAAAACAGUUUAACAUCAGUUGAAGCAAAGGCAGCAUACAGUUUUGCUCGAGGAAACACUGCUAUAGAAAAACUGAAUAAUGCUUGGGAAGAACUGCAGAAUGACAUAAAUGGCCUUGUAGAUAAGGAAUCUAACAGGAGCAAAGAAGGGGAAGGACUCAAACAGAUAAUUGAGAAGAAGGAAGGCAUAGUUCGUAUGUGUAUGAUGGGAAAAAGAGUGAAUUUUUCUGCCCGCUCAGUUAUAACACCUGAUCCUAAUCUAAAUAUCGACGAAAUUGGUAUUCCAGAAGCGUUCGCGAAAAAACUAACAUAUCCUGUCGCUGUUACUCCUUGGAAUGUAGAGGAGUUACGAAAAAUGAUCCUGAAUGGACCAAACGUGCAUCCCGGGGCAGUUAUGAUAGAGCUGAAUGGAGUGGUCAAGAGGAUCAAUCCCGGGAAUGAAGUUCAGAAAGAGAGUAUUCUGAAAUGUUUACUGACUCCAGAUGACAAGGGAAGGGGCUCCGACAAUGUCAAAAUAGUUCAUCGUCACUUAUGCAAUGGAGACGUUCUUUUAUUGAACAGACAGCCGACAUUGCAUAAACCUAGUAUCAUGGCACACACUGCUCGCAUCCUGAAAGGAGAAAAAACGCUAAGAUUACACUAUGCCAACUGUAAGGCCUACAAUGCCGAUUUUGACGGGGACGAGAUGAACGCCCAUUUUCCUCAAAAUGAACUUGCCCGAAGUGAAGGCUAUAAUAUUGUGAAUGUUUCAAAUCAGUACCUUGUUCCCAAAGACGGUACACCACUCAGCGGACUCAUUCAAGAUCAUAUGAUUGCAGGAGUGCGUCUUUCUAUGAGAGGUAGAUUUUUCACAAGAGAUGACUAUCACCAAUUGGUAUACCAAGCACUGUCUUUCAAAACCAGCGAUAUUAUCCUUUUACCACCUACAAUUCUGAAACCUUACUAUUUGUGGUCAGGAAAACAGAUUCUAUCCACCGUUAUCAUCAAUAUUAUUCCAAAAGGACGAGAGCCCAUCAAUUUGACAGCUACAGCCAAAAUUUCGUCAAAGGCGUGGCAAUCCAGGCCCCCCAGACGAUGGAAAGCAGGUGGAACCCCAUUUGUAAACCAAAAUACAAUGAGUGAGGCUGAAGUAGUUAUAAGGCAUGGCGAACUUCUAGUUGGCAUCUUGGACAAAACACAUUAUGGUGCUACCCCAUACGGUUUAGUUCAUUGUAUAUACGAAUUAUAUGGAGGUAAUUAUGCUACAAGGCUGCUAUCCUCAUUGGCAAAAAUAUUCAUGAGGUUCCUUCAGCAAGAAGGUUUCACCCUGGGUGUACACGAUAUCUUAACUGUAUCUAAAGCGGAUAAGAAGAGAACGGAGAUUAUCAACAAUUCGAGGAGAAUCGGGCCAGAAGUCGUAGCGGCAGCUUUGGACUUACCGGUGGAGACACCUGUUGAAGAAAUUGUGGAAAAAAUUGAGGAAGCGAAUGCUACCAAUUCCAAAAUUAGGGCGAUCAUCGAUAGACAGUACAAGUCGGCUUUGGAUAGUUACACGAAUGAAAUAAACAAUACUUGUCUCCCGGCCGGCCUAGUGUGCAAAUUCCCACACAACAACCUCCAGUUGAUGGUGCAGUCCGGCGCGAAAGGCUCCACCGUCAACACCAUGCAGAUAUCCUGUCUGCUGGGCCAGAUCGAGUUGGAGGGGAAGCGGCCCCCCGUCAUGAUAUCCGGGAAAACUCUGCCCAGCUUCCCCUCCUUCGAGUUCUCGCCCAGGGCCGGCGGAUUUAUCGAUGGCAGAUUCAUGACGGGCAUCCAGCCGCAAGAGUUCUUCUUCCACUGUAUGGCCGGACGUGAGGGUCUGAUUGAUACAGCUGUGAAAACGAGUCGUAGUGGUUACCUGCAAAGAUGUCUUAUAAAACAUUUGGAAGGUUUGAAAGUGGAAUAUGAUAUGACUGUACGAAAUAGUGAUAAAAGUGUCAUACAGUUUUUGUAUGGAGAAGAUGGAUUAGAUAUAUCAAAAGCUCAAUUCUUGAACCCAAAACAUUUAGAGUUUUUGUCCGAGAAUGUGAAGGCACUGGAACAAGCAGAAAUUCUGAAAAAGCUGAAAAAUGAUGAAGACCAGAUAUCAUUACAGGAGCAUUUGGCUAAGAUUGAAAAUUGGAAAUUAAAAAAUGGCGACCCCUUGCGAAAACAUCGGAAAACCCCAUUUUCAUUAUUUUCCAAAUACGUUGAAGCAAAAGUCGGCAACAAUAAGUUGAGCAGCGAGAGAAUGGUGAAUCUUUGGACAGAACUGGGCCAAGACAUAAGAGAAGAGUUCUUCACUCAAUGUGCUGCUUGUCCAGAUCCCAUUGACUCCAUUUUUCUACCUUCCUCUCAUUUCGGUGCGAUCAAUGAGCGCAUAGAAAAAAUGUUGGAAGAUUUUCAACCUUUCAAGAGGAAAAAGCACAAAAAGGAGUUCAGAAAUGCGAUUAAACUGAAGGCCAUGCAAUCCGUGUGUAACCCUGGGGAACCAGUAGGACUCUUGGCAGCACAGUCUAUUGGGGAACCUUCCACUCAAAUGACGCUGAAUACGUUCCAUUUUGCUGGCAGAGGUGAAAUGAACGUCACUUUGGGUAUCCCUCGUUUAAGAGAGAUAUUGAUGAUGGCAUCCAAAAACAUCAAAACGCCUUCCAUGGAAAUACCGUUCCUCAACAUACCCGGAUUGGAAGAAAAAGCCGCGGAAUUGAGGAAAUUGCUUUCGAGGGUGGUAGUUGCCGAUGUUUUGGAGACCAUAGAUGUUACGGCUGAGUUACAAAUACAACCUAUCAGGCAGCACAGAUAUGUGGUGAGAUUCAAUUUCUUACCAAGAAAAUAUUACAGCCAAGAUUAUUGUGUAACGCCUAAAGGAAUUCUGAAUUACGUGAAAAAGAAAUUCUUCGGACAAAUGUUUGCAGCAAUCAGAAAAUAUACCAAGAUCAAUAGCAAUGUUGUGAUGAUGGAAGAAGAAAGAAGUAAAAAUUCUAAUGGAACUGACAACGAAGAUAGUGACGGCCCGAAUCAGGAACAAAGAGACGAAAAUAAUUCUUCUGAUGAAGAUGUCUCAGAUGAUGAAGACGCUAAAACUACAAAUAAGUUUAAGGAGACUCGGGAGGAUUUGGAGCCUGAGGAUGACGAAAAAGAAGCUUCUGAUGACGAUGAAAAUGAGGAAGAAACUGAAGCAGCAGUUGAAGGACCAAGUCAAGAAGACAAUUCUGUCGUUGAAACCUAUAAUUAUGCAAAGAACUAUACAGAAGAUAAACAAAAGCAUUUGUGGUGUGAAAUAACGUUUUCUUUACCUCUAAAUUUCAAAAAACUGGAUCUGACUGUCCUACUCAGAGAAGUUGCCAAUAAAUCGGUAUUGUGGGAAACUCCAAAUAUUAAAAGAGCCAUCACUUAUAUAAAAGAUGACAAACUCAUGUUGAGGACAGAUGGAAUAAAUAUUAUUGAAAUGUUCAAGUACAACACUAUACUGGAUCUUCAACAACUAUACUGUAAUGACAUACACCAAAUUGCUGACACUUAUGGAAUAGAGGCAGCUUCAAGAAUCAUUGUUAAGGAAGUUAAAGAUGUGUUCAACGUAUAUGGAAUUAAGGUGGAUCCGAGACAUUUGUCCCUGAUAGCCGAUUAUAUGACCUUCAACGGGACAUUUGAACCGCUCAGCAGAAAGGGCAUGGAAAGCAGUGCUUCCCCUUUACAACAGAUAUCAUUCGAAUCGUCGUUAGUUUUUCUCAAAAAUGCAACCAUUAGAGGAAAGCAAGAUGAAUUGCAAAAUCCAUCCAGUAGUUUGAUGUUAGGGAAACCCUGUGGAACAGGAACUGGUUGCUUUAGUUUAAUACAUAAAUCCUUUGACAUCAAUGUCUAGAUAGAUAUUAUCUUGAUUUUGUAUGAUGUAAUUAAAAUGAUUUCAAUAAUAAAAUGAAUAAUGAGAAAUGUUAUGUGCAAGACUGAAACCUUUGGCAUCAUAAUCCACUACACUGUUUUACCACUAACUAAACUGAUUUUUUAUAAACUCAUUAGCGUCGGAUUUUUUUUUUCCUGAAAUUUACUGGCCAUUAACUAGUGCGAGAUAAGUUUGAAGAAUCAUAAAUGGAAUUCAGGUUUUCCGAAAAUCUGCUGUUGCCAUAUGGCAACACUAGGCGCUUGUGGUACAUGUUUUGGAAAAUCAACACAAAUACCUCUAUCACAAUUUGAACAGAGUCCUUGUCAAAAUCCAGGUAUUUUGAAUGGCUGCGUCUAAUACCCAAAAGAUUAGGGGCCCGUACGAAUAAUUCCUAUAUGCGGUCCGUACGAAUAAUUCCUAUAUGCGGUAAUAACUGAUAUUUUGAUCCAUCUGAUCAGUUUCGCCCAUAUACAAAUAGUACCACUUGAUUAUUUUUUAAAACAAGGCAUACCACUUGUUUUCCCCUGACAAGUGCUAAAUAACUCCGUCGUUUCCCGCUCAGUCAUCUAAUUAUUUGACUCAUCACAUAUUGAAAUGGAAAUAUCAGCAGAAUUCCGAAGAGAAGAUUGUCCGGCCAAUGGUUCAACAUCCAUUGGAUCGACAGGAGAGUCACCACAUUCGCUGAGUAUAAGCGCCUAGCGUUGCCAGAUAAUUAUGAAAACAAAAAUCGCAAAAUCAAAUGCAUGAGAACUGGAUGAUACGUACACGAACGUGACGUCCAAGUUUUACGUCAGUUCAAAUAAGAUCAAAGUUUCACAAAUUCACGUUGUUGAAACAGCUUACUCACAACAAAGAAAUGGCGGCAUGUGCUUACCCGGUUUUUUGCAAAUCAUGUGGGCUGUCUCUCACCCUACUAGCUAAAAAUUUGACUGUCAGGGAAUUAUUUGAAUAUCUAUCUGCCUAGCGUUGCCAUACGGCAACUCACGGCGCUAAUAGGUUAAACUCCAGUUUCCUGAACAUGCUAACAUAGUGAAACACAUAUCAAGGUGUUGAAAAAAUCAGUUUGGUGAGUGGUGAAACAUUGUAGUGGAUUAUUAUGCUGGUGGAAUAAGAACUGUAAAAUUAUAUUUUAAAAAACUCAAUUCUGAAAAAUAAAGAAGAAUUUGACAGCAAAAUUAAAGCCAGUGGAAGUUUACAAACUCAUAGAGGAACAUAAUUAUGAAACAGUGUUGUUGGAUUCAUUUCAGCACCGUAUCUAGGAAUUGGGUCUGUAGAAAAUAAGUGUGCUGCUUGUUAAAUCAGAUAAAUAGAUAUAUAAUUUCUUUAAUGUCCUUCAAAAUGUUUGAACUCAUGAAUGAAAGAGAUCAUAAAUGAAAAUCAAAAUGCAUGAACAUAACUGAAUAAGUUGACCUGAAAAAUGGUCAAUUUUUCUUUAACUGUUUGUCUUUAAAUAAAUUCAUACUAUCUGAGAAAUAUUGAUUUGGAUGACUCACUACUACUGAGGGUGCUUGUCCUUGUGUACAUUCAAAAUAUCUGCUGCAAGCAAUUUGAUAAUGGCCACUUGUUA
Messenger RNA from Phaedon cochleariae (mustard beetle), 6607 nucleotides. NCBI's taxonomy places the organism in Eukaryota, Metazoa, Arthropoda, Insecta, Coleoptera, Chrysomelidae. The record is from the annotation of a GenBank genome assembly.